Messenger RNA from Xenia sp. Carnegie-2017, 2407 nucleotides. RefSeq lists its product as uncharacterized. The coding region runs from base 354 to 2315 and encodes 653 amino acids. The record is from RefSeq and is a predicted model, not a curated record. The transcript is spliced from 3 exons. NCBI's taxonomy places the organism in Eukaryota, Metazoa, Cnidaria, Anthozoa, Malacalcyonacea, Xeniidae.
GGUAAAAGAGACUCACAAACGGUAUAAAAAACGUCUUUGUUAAUCGAUAAAUAUAAUUGAUAAAAAGCGAAAUAUCGUUUUAGUUUAUUAUCCUACUCUUGGACAUAAUAUUAGAAAACAAUACAACGCUGAAGACGUCCAAUAGAAACCUUAUUACAAGACUUGAUCAUUUUGAUGUUUUGGAUUAUCUGGGCCAUACUCUUCCUCGUAUAUUGGAAGGCAUUCCACUAAUUCUUUGUCAAUUAUUUAUUAUUGGCAAAUUUUUGAUCGUGCUGUUUAAAGAGAGAAAGAAUUUUGGUAACCGACUUUUAAAAACUGGAAUAUCUAAAGUUAAAGAACGGCACUCUAAGGAAAUGGAUAAUUUACUUGCAACAAAAAGCGCCAUUGAUGGUCUUGAAGAAAACCCAAACGACGUUAUUCUAAACCUCACCAACCAAAGUCUUUCCCCCGAGCAGAUUGAAGUUUUGAAACUUGGUCUCCGACAUGGCUUUUUUACACGACCUAAUGAACUUGAAAUGCUGUCAGUUGCAGAAGAUAUUUGGGAUCAGAUUGCCACACUGAACCAAUUCAAAGAUGGAAACUAUGUUGGAGAUAAGUUAAAAAACUCACUACGCUCCUUUACGUAUAAUUACUUAGAUUUAGAUUUAGAGCAAUUCCAUAUUGAUAGUAAACGUAUUUGUAUACUCAAGGAACUCAAUAGUGAUUACGCCAUUCUGAAGCCUGACAAAGGCAAUGGAGUUGUCUUGUUAAACCACUCUGAUUAUGUCAACUCUCUUAAUUCUCUGUUCGAAAAUCCCUCUAAAUUUAAGCGUAUUCCAAGCGACCUUACUUCUAAUAGACUCUCCACUCUACAGUCCUAUCUAUGCACACUUCUAAAACGGGGUGAGAUCAAUGAAACCGAACAUACUUUCUUACGACCUAAGCACGCGCACUUUGCCAGAGUACAUGGAUCACCUGAAACGCACAAACAAUUUGACACAUUACCUAAGUUACGACCAAUAAUUGACACCACAAACACACCACACUACAACGUAGGCAAAUUCAUUGCAAACCUUUUGAAUCCACUCACCCUAAAUAAAUUUUCAUUACAAGACUCUUUCGAUGCUGCUGAUGCUAUUAAAUCUAUACCUCAAGAUCUAUUUUCCCAAGGUUAUAAGUUUGUCUCUUUUAAUGUUGAAUCUCUUUUCACCAACGUGCCUUUGCGUAAAACCAUCAACAUUGUACUAGAUCGCAUUUACAAACAAAAUAUUAUUAAUACCACACUCCGAGAAUCAACACUCAAAAAACUCAUUAUUGAUUCAUGCACCAAAACUAUAUUUUCUUGCAACGGUAUUCUUUAUGAACAACUUGAUGGCGUUUCCAUGGGGUCUUCUCUCGGUCCCGUCUUAGCUAAUAUAGUUCUCACUGAAUUUGAAAACAUCAUUGUCACUGAUUUGAUCAACUCAGGUGUCCUUAAGUUUUACCGACGUUAUGUUGAUGAUACUCUUGUUCUUAUGCGACAUUCUGACAUUUCUGAUGUUCGUGCCAAAUUUAAUAGUUUUGAUCAAAAUCUUGAAUUUACUUAUGAUGAUUCUUCUGACUCACAUGUCCACUUUCUAGACCUCAAAAUAACCAAUAAUGAUAUUGAUAUUUUUCGUGAAACAACUCAUACUGGCCAAUAUACACAUUUUUCAAGUUUUGAACCUUUGAACACCAAACUCAAAACCAAAAUCAUAGCUAGAACUAACCCCCCUAAACAAAAUACUGAGAAUGACCUUCGUAAAGUUUUCAUUACAAUACCAUAUCUAGGCAUACAGGGUGAACGUUUGGUUGACAAUCUUCUUUGUGAAAUUCGCCGUAGCUUAAAAAUUCCCAUCGAACUCAUAGUUGAAUAUCAAACAAAAAAGACAUCAACUUUCUAUCCCAAAAAGGACAAAAUUCCUGAACUCUCUAAAGCCAAUGUUGUAUAUGAAUUUAAAUGUCCAGGUUGUGGUCAUACAUACAUAGGCAAAACUGAACGAAUCCUACACACAAGACUAACCGAACAUGCCACUAAUUACAAUAAUCCUAGUGCUAUCUCAAAACAUUUACUCAUUUGUCCAGAGGCCAACUACAUCUCACAGCUUUUCUCACUUCCUGACGUUGACUCUGACCACGAUCUCACACGCGUGCCACUUAAAUCUUGUAAUUUGAUUCCAAGUAACACCAAAAUCUUAUAUCACUGUAAUAAUGAUAAUCCUAAUCAACUUCUCAUCUUAGAAUCGCUUUUGAUAAAACGCAAUAUGCCACAACUUAACAGUGGUCUCAAAGGUUGUAAGAAAUUAUCUCUAUUUUAAAUGUAAAUAUACUGACUGAUUGUUUAGUCUUAUAGUUCUCUAAUUACAUAACUGUCAUUUUCGCUUGUAAAUAAUUAUAUAAAAGUUUCGCA